Diutina rugosa is the source of this 270-nucleotide messenger RNA. RefSeq lists its product as uncharacterized. NCBI's taxonomy places the organism in Eukaryota, Fungi, Ascomycota, Pichiomycetes, Serinales, Debaryomycetaceae. The transcript has a single exon. The record is from RefSeq and is a predicted model, not a curated record. Bases 1 to 270 code for a protein of 89 amino acids.
AUGGAUUUUAUGUUUUUUUUGAUUGGAUGUAAGGAAUUCAACUCCCCGUUGAAAGACGUGGGCAGUGUCGCCUGCUACUGUGGCCGCUGCCACAACCAGCUGGCCCACGCCAUCCGCUCCAUCAACACCAUCACGUUGUUCUUUAUCCCAGUGUUGCCGUUUUACUGGAGCAAGCAGCUUCGCUGCUCCAUCUGUGGGGCAACGGGGCCCCUCGACAACCUGACGAUCGAGCUGCUAAAAAAGGGCCAGCCAGUGGCCAUAGCGGGAUGA